UACCCUCUCUCUGUUGUAAAUUGUUCAAGUUUCAUGCGCACGAGAAAAAAAAAAUAUUGGAUGCUGCUAUCUGCAAAGUGCAAAGUUAAAAUUUCAGUUCUCAGUUGAACACCGACACUCAUAGACACCGAGUCUUACAGCUAAAAUCUAAAAAAAAUUACUAUUCCAAAUAAUUAUUUAAAUAAAUAUAUUAUUUGAAAAGAAAAAACAAAAAAAAAUUGAAGCAUCUAUAAAAUAAAAUAAAACCACCAAUAGUGACUUUGAUUUUACAAAAAUUUAUUCAUUUUCCCUAUUCAUAAAUAAUCUUUUCAAAUAAAUAAAAAAAGACAAUUAAAAAUUUUUCUUUCUCUCUGUAAUAUACUACUUCUGUUUGUCUUUUUUUUUUCAUAUUUUUCUGAUAAAUAAAAAAAUAAAACAAGUCUAUAAAAUCAGAGUAACUCUAUGUAUUUUCGAAACGAGUUAACGAAGAACAAAAGAAUGACAAUUGAGAUAGUAAUUUGUCAGUGAAACGAGGACAAUUCCCAAGUAUAAAAAUCCAAAAAAAAAAAAGCAAAAGAGCAAAAUAAUAUAAAAAUCCUUGAUUUCAAAUUAAAAAAAAAAAAAUACUUUUUUCCUAUCAUCUUUGAAUAAAUCAUUCGCUUUGAUAUGACAGAUUUAUCUUUAGCAAAAAAAAACUAAAAAAAAAAAAAAAUUCAGAUAAACGUAUGUUUAAAAUUCUGUCAUAUAAAAAAUUCUGUUGUAAAUAAUAAAAUAGACAAGUGUCAAUGUAUGACAAUGUCGGUUCAAGAGGCGCGAGACUGUCAUAGUGUUUGAAGAGAUUGAGCAUCUUCCUCCUGAAAAAAUCCAAAAGAAUAUAAAGAAAUAAAGAAAAAAAAUCUAGACAGGAAUUGAGAGGAAAAAAAAAAAAGAAAAGCUAGUUACAGGAAGAAGCAAUUCUUGCUGAGUAAAAGAAGAAAAAUAAAUAGAAAAAAAAAAAAAGUGCAUUAAACGAAACAAAAGACUAUCAAACAAGGACCAUGACUAGCCGAAUAAAAGUGCCUCCAACAAUCUUGGCCACAUGGACUGUCUUUAUCAUUAUGGUACUUUGCGUCGCAGAAAUACAAGGUCUAACUUGUUAUAAAUGUGGAUUAUACAAUGAAGGGGUAGGAAGUAUAACACCAUGUAUAAAUUCAACAGCUCAAAUGCACCUACAGCAAUGUCCAGCAUCAGCUGAAUUCUGCAUUAAAUAUGUUAGUGAGGGUUCAACAGUACGAGAUUGUGUUGGAAGUUGCGUUGAAAAGGAGGCAUGGAGUACACGUACAUACUGCUGCAAGAAGGAUGGAUGUAAUAAAAGUGGUCCUGGCAUACAUGACACCACCACAAAGCUGACAACAAUUGCAUUGGGCAUUGUUUUUGUCUGCAGUAUUCGUGGCUAAUGAAAAUUCUAGUUUGUUUUCUUGGCUAUACACAUUGUCCCUUCAUCAAUUCACUGUCAUCAAGCUAAAGAAUAUUAGUCAAAUUGUUUAUUACCUAGAGGCUAGUAUAAAUAUUUAACAAAAAUAACAAAAAAUUUAGGUCAAAAAAUAGCAGUACUUAUAUAUUUUUAUUCUUUUCAAAAAUUAUAUAUACAUACAACAAUAUGUAUCUUUUUAUUUUCAAUUAUUUUCAUUUUUUUUUUACUAUAAUAUAUUGUUGGUGUUUUUAUUUUUUUGAAAAAUCCAAUAUCUGACUUGGAAAAUUGCUGCACUAUCAAACUUUUUAUGAUUUAUUUGAACUUUUUUUUCUUUUUUUUCUAUUUGCAGUCAUUUUUUUUUUUUUAAUGUCCAUUUAUUUUUGCUAUUAAUUUUCAUCAUUGACAGACUCAAUUUUCAAAGAAAAUAUAUAUUUGAAAAGUUCAUGUGAAAGUUACACGUACAUUGAGACAUUGAGCGAUAAUAAAUCUUUUCUUUUCUUCAAAUGACAUAAUAAAACAUUUAAAAAAUAAAUAAUAAUAAUACAAUCAAAUAUAUAAUAAUAAUUUUUAACAAAUCUUAAAUAUUGAUUCUAUAAAAUUUCUUCUAUCGUUGUUGUUGUUAUGAUUUUUUUUUUAUAUAAAUAACACAAUUGUAUUGAUAAAAAAAUUAUUAAUAUUAUAUCGUCAAAUAUUAAAUAUAAUUUAUGACCCCUCUAAUUUCAUAUGUGUAUUUUUAUUUUUUCAAUAACACGUAAAUUAUUUUAAAUUCAAAAUUACUUAAUAAAGUUCAACAAAAAAAAACCCAUCAUUAAUAUUAUUUAAGUAUUAUUCAUUUUAAUGGCUUUAUUAUUCCAUCAUUUUUUAAUUUAAAAUUUUUUUUUCGAUUGUCACUUAGUGGGGUCAUAAAUCUGGCAUAAAAAAAUUUUAAAAAAAUUCAAUUUUAUAUUAAUAAUAAUAAAAAAAAACAAAAAUGACAAUUAUUAUCAUUGAAAAUACUAUGAAAAAUUAAACUGCUGAAUAAAUUAUAAAGAAAAAAAAUAUAUAUUAUUCCAAAGAUUAUAAUAAUAUUAUAGAACACAAAGAAAAUAAAAAAAAUAAUAUUAAUAAUAAUAACCAAGGGACUUAAUCUACAUCUAAAUUUAAUUCACUAGUAUUUUGAGAUAACUAUUUCGAAAUCUCAUAAUAGUUUUAGCAUACGUUUCGUGAUUAUCCUAAAAAAGUUUUUAAAAAAUUAAUAGCCUCAUAAGUAAAUAAAAAAAAAAUAAUAAUAUUUAAAAAAGCGACAAACUUUUAAAGUCAUUGAUUAAAUAGUAGAAAAAUAAUAUCAAAAUGACAAAUGAAAAAAAAAAAAAAAAAUGCCAUUUUUACAUUUUAAAAUUUAAAUGCUUGUUAUUUGGCUGUAUGCUUUGUGAUAGUGUCUUUAUAUAUAAUUAAAUUUUAAAUAAAUUGAGUUGCAUCAUGUUUCGUAUUUUAAUAAAAUCUAUCAUUAAUAAUUUAAAAAUUUAAAUGAAAAAAAAAAAAUACAAACAAGAGGCCAAUAUAAAAACCAAAAUAUAAUUUUUUUUCAUUAAAUUUUAUUAAUUUAAUUAGCACAAUUUCAUUAUAUAUAUAAAAAAAUAAAGCAAUAAAAUAUUAUCAAAUUUAUCAAUCGAUUUAUAAAUAGUACAAAAUGAUUAAUUAUUAUGGAAAUUAAUUUGACAUGAUAGAGAAGAUGUAAGCUGUGAAUUAUGAUAAAUUGUUUCAGUCAAAAUAACAAAAAUAUAUUUCCUGGCUAAAGUUAUAAAACUUUGCUGUUUUACGUGACUCAGUUUGAUAAUAUAAAAAUUAAAAAUAUAAAAAACGUCGAUUGCCUGUGCAGAAAAUAAAGUUAUGAAAUUUAAAAAAAAUAAAUAUCAUGUAUCCUUAAAGUUGUACGUUUAUAUUAGAGCCGCAAUAAAAUCAAUCCGCUGGUAAUAUAUUUUUUUUAUUUUGAAAAUUUUUUUUUUUUAUAUUUCCUGUUUAUUCCCUAAAUUGUCAAAAAGUUAUAAAUGAUCAAUUUGUUACAGGUGUUGUAUUUUAUUUUCUUUGAACCACUAUCGA
This is a messenger RNA of Aphidius gifuensis, 3511 nucleotides long. Its product is annotated as lymphocyte antigen 6G. The transcript is spliced from 4 exons. The record is from RefSeq and is a predicted model, not a curated record. The coding region runs from base 1017 to 1415 and encodes 132 amino acids. Lineage: Eukaryota; Metazoa; Arthropoda; Insecta; Hymenoptera; Braconidae.